UUUUUGUUUUUUCGCUUCCGCCUUCUGUUCUCGCAGUGUCAUGUGGGACUCAAACUAACAGCUUUUGGGAUUAAAAAGAGCUGCGUGACUCUUCACAGGAAUCUCUUGCAGCCGCCGCCGCAGCAAAGUCUCCUCCUGAGGUUUAAAAUACAGAAAAAAAGAGCCCGGGGGUCCGUUGGGAGCGAUGUCGGACGGGGAACGGUCGCCGCUGCUGUCCGAGCAGCACGACGGGACCAACGGCUUCUCUCCGGGAGGCGGCUCGCACGGAUAUCUGUCAAAACCUCAGAGUUUGGCGCCGUUCCCCAGCGCAUUAGUACCCGGCGAGCCUCCGCCCCCGUACUCGCCGCAGGGCAGCCCGGACAGCAGCAGCGCUCCGGUCAUCAGCUGCCGGGUCUGUCAGAGCGCCAUCUCUGUGGAGGGCAAGACGCACCAACACGUGGUGAAGUGCAGCAUCUGCAACGAAGCCACGCCCAUAAAGAACGCCCCCGUUGGGAAGAAGUACGUCCGCUGUCCGUGUAACUGUCUGCUGAUCUGCAAAGUCACGUCGCAGAGGAUCGCCUGUCCCAGACCGUACUGUAAACGCGUCAUCAACCUGGGACCGGUCCACAUCGGCAGGGACAGUCCUGAACCGCAGCGUCAGCCCGUCGGCGUCAGGAUCAUCUGUGGGCACUGCACCAACACAUUCCUGUGGACAGAGUUUUCAGACCGAACCUUGGCCCGGUGUCCACACUGCCGAAAAGUCUCCUCUAUUGGUCGGCGGUACCCGAGGAGGAGGAGCCUGCUGUGCUUCAUGCUGUUCGUUUUCCUCGCCGCCUCCACUGCAGGACUCAUAUUUGGAACAUGGAGUCACGCGCAGCAGUCCAAAGGGAUCUACGUUUCCUGGGUGCUUCUGAUCCUGCUCCUGCUGUUCACCUUCGCAAGAACCCUCUACUGGAGGUGUCUGAAAAUCAGCGACCCCAUAUCCAGCAUGACAUAAGAGACAGAGUGAGGGAGAAAGACAAGUGUGGAGGAAGGAAGGAAGGAAGGAAGGAAGGAAGGAAAGGAAGGUGAGAGUGUCGGGGUAAUGAAAAGAAAAGGCCAACACGGCGUCAUUGUGGAGAAGAACAGAACAAAAAAAACAUCAUAAAUUCAUGAAAAAUGGUAAGAGAGGGAACAAAACCAAUUUGAGUAAAGAGAGAAUAAAACAGAAGAUGCAAAAAAUAAAUCUCCACGUUAACGCCAUAUUGGAUUAACCAUUUUUUAUGACCUUCCCGGCGUCAAAGAGAACUCGAUUCUAUGAUUUCUUCUUCUUCACUUUUACAAACUGGGGACGGUAGGUUGAAUGUUUGCAGAGAGAAGAUAAAAAUAAAAAGGAAGGAGAUUUGAGAUGAAGACAGAACUGUUGAACUGUUCCUUUAACAGGUGAAUCUUAAAAAUAAAUCUGAUUUGAUGGAUUUAUAAAAUGAGUCAUUGGAUCGGUCUGUGAUCAAAAUGUAACUACAAAGAAGUCAAAACAUCUCAAAGACCUCAAAUGAAAAUAUUAUACCGUUUAAACAAAGAUUGUGUGUUUUGGGGCUUUGUUGUUUUAAUGUGAUGAUUUAAUGGAUGAUGAAAUCAAAGUAACUGCUGUUAAUGUUUUAUUCACACAGAGAGGCAUUUCUUCAGUCUAUCAUAAUACAUGCUUACAUCAGACACUAAUGAAUUAUCUGAUGGGGGAAAUGUGAUUAUUUGAGGAUAUUUAUUAAUCAAACUAGACGGGCAUUAGUUUGGGGAAAGUGGCAUCAUUUUCUUUGUUUUUUUUUUUAAAGUUUUGUAAAUGUCAGCAUCUAGCAGCUUCUCACUGGGCAUUUAAAAAAAAUAUUAUGAAAUCUUUUUUGUUUAAAGGUCACAUAUUAUUCAAAAUCCACUUCACUAUGUUCCUCUAACUCUAACAUGUGUCUCUAGUCCGUCUACAAACCCCCCAAUGAUGAGAAAAGUCCAUCCUCUCCGUCUUUUCCCUGCUCCACUUUUCAGAAAAUGUGUGUUUAAACAGGCCGUUUGAAGAUGUUUCCUUCAUGACAUCACAAAGGGUAGUAGCCCCUCCCCCAGGUGGGUGACACUCCCACAGCUAGGUGUUUGUUCUGCCCUCUGAGUCUGCCUUCUCACCGUAAACAAUAGGACAUGGAGCGAGAAAGCACCGAGUACACCCAAGCCCUUCCAGAGAGGGGGCGUGGUCAGACACAGCUCAUUUACAUAUUUAAAGGUACAGACACAGAAACAGCCUGUUCUGAGCAGGGCUGAAAUAGAGAGGUUUAUAGACAUGAUCAAAUACAGGAUCACAGUGGAUUUAGAACAAGAAACUUCACACACAUGUUUUGAGGAGAUCUGAGACUUAUUUAAACUGAAGAAGAGGAGGAGGAUAUGUCACCUUUAAUUCAAGAAAGAUAAAUGCCAUGUAUUCUAAACUGAAAAAAACAUGAAGAGUUGACUGGAAAUGUAUUCAAUUCUAAAACAAUAAGUCAGUCAUAAACAGUUAAACAUGUUUGAGUCACUAAUAUGCAGUAAACCACUUUAAGCACACACACACACACACACACAUUUCACAUCAACAUUAUUGAAAUCCAACUGAAUGAACUGACACACUUCUAAAAGCUCGCCGAGUGUUUCUCUCUCUCUCUCUCUCUCUCUCUCUCUCUCUCUCUCUGUUAAUCUGUAAAUACAUUCAGUGGAUGUCGAUGAAUUUUGGACUGUAUAGAAUCAUCCAAGCUGUUGCUUCCCCCUUGUGGCUGAUUAAUGUACCUGCUGACUGUGAAACAUGUUGCACUACACUGUACUGAUGUACUACUUACUGUAUGGGUUUUGUCAAUAUUAUUACGCUUGUUUUUUUGUUUUUUUUGUAUAUUGUGAAACAAAGUAAUAAUUUUAACAAUGUG
This is a messenger RNA of Labrus mixtus (cuckoo wrasse), 2891 nucleotides long. RefSeq names its product type I phosphatidylinositol 4,5-bisphosphate 4-phosphatase-B-like. The transcript is spliced from 7 exons. Gene Ontology annotation, cellular component: plasma membrane; phagocytic vesicle membrane; lysosomal membrane. Gene Ontology annotation, biological process: phosphatidylinositol dephosphorylation. Gene Ontology annotation, molecular function: phosphatidylinositol-4,5-bisphosphate 4-phosphatase activity. NCBI's taxonomy places the organism in Eukaryota, Metazoa, Chordata, Actinopteri, Labriformes, Labridae. Bases 185 to 976 code for a protein of 263 amino acids. The record is from RefSeq and is a predicted model, not a curated record.